Zymoseptoria tritici IPO323 is the source of this 1186-nucleotide messenger RNA. RefSeq names its product SUR1-like protein. The transcript has 2 exons. The record is from RefSeq and is a predicted model, not a curated record. Gene Ontology annotation, biological process: mannosyl-inositol phosphorylceramide biosynthetic process. NCBI's taxonomy places the organism in Eukaryota, Fungi, Ascomycota, Dothideomycetes, Mycosphaerellales, Mycosphaerellaceae. Gene Ontology annotation, molecular function: mannosyltransferase activity. The coding region runs from base 155 to 1186 and encodes 343 amino acids.
UUGCUAUUGUCGUGCUCGUCCGUCCGUCAUACCUCACACUUCCUUCCGCAUGAUCGAUCCGGCACCCUGGUAGAUCGAGCGCGACGCGCCAACCUUCACCACCCCUGGCGUUCUCUAUCGAGCCUUCGCGCUCAACGACUCGUCCGGCGACGCCAUGCGACGAGGUGUAGCCAUAUUCCUCGGAUGUACCGUCAUAUUCCUUGUACUCGCGGUUCACCAAGUCUGGACGCUGCUGGAGCUCCUCUUCAUCAAGGGACUUGAAGAUGCUAUCCUACGAGAAGAACUCCCAGCGCUGGGGUCGGAGCGUGAGGAUACACGGAAACAUUUGAUCCCGAAGAUCAUACACCAGACCUACGUCAACACCAGUAUACCAGAGGUGUGGAAAGAGGCGCAAGCAAGCUGUCUGGCUCUGCACAAGGAACCGGAGUGGGAGUAUAAGCUAUGGACUGAUGCCAUGUCGGUGGACUUCAUUGCUUCAGAAUACCCGGACUUCUUGGACACGUUUAAGGGAUAUCGAUAUCCGAUCGAGCGUGCAGAUGCUAUUCGGUACUUCGUGCUGGACCACUAUGGAGGAAUAUAUCUCGAUCUGGAUGAUGGUUGUGCCCGUCCCAUGGAGCCUCUGCUCAGCUAUCCCGCGUUCGUGCGCAAGACUUCACCUACAGGUAUCAGCAACGAUGUGAUGGGUGCUGUCCCGCAUCAUCCCUUCUUCAGGCUGGUCAUGAAAGAGUUGCACAAGUUCGAUCGAAGCUGGAUUCUGCCAUACAUCACCGUCAUGGCCAGUACAGGUCCUCUGUUUCUGAGUGUGAUAUGGCGGCACUACGGCGACAAUGGAUAUAACGUUGGCGAUGGUGCAGAUGGCGGACGCAUACGAAUCUUGUUCCCAGAGCUGUAUCAGGGCAGCAAAUGGAGCUUCUUCACUCAUCACGUUGGGAAUAGCUGGCACAGCAACGAUUCGGAUUUGAUGUUCUGGAUGUCGCGGCAUUGGCGACUUGUAACAGCUUUUGGCUUCAUCGUUGGAUUUGGAUUGUUGUUUCUUGGGUGGGUGAUCUACCGUCGACAAUUUCUCGCAGCGCCGCCCGAUACACUACCCACAUGGAAAAAGCGAUCCGUUCGACAGCGGAUCCCAUUCUGGGCAAGGAGAAGCGCGCAGAGAGAGUACGAAAUGAUAAAUCGCCAUGAGCCUUAG